CAACAUCUUUAUUCAUCUCAUAGAUGAUCCCGAAGGUCCCGGUCAAAAACUCCGCAGGCACUCUCAAUCAUAAACUGGUCACCAACCCUUUCUGGCCCUGACCACGCACAACACAACGCAGCGCAGCGCAACAUAACAAAACAAUUUCUGUCCAGAGCUCCAUUCCUCGGCGCCCUCGCUAGAGAGCAGAUCUUGUCCCAGUUGGAUACCUUUGCCGCUUUCAAACCGCCCCAAAGAAACGAAAGAAGAAGCCGAGCCAUUGGGCCUAGUAGAAACGGCGGCCUACCAUUCGUGCACAUUCGCUUCAUCAUCCCGGGCGAUUUGGCCAUUUCUGAAUUCGCUGCUGUGGCGUCCUUGCCAACCGCCUGCCAAUCCCUCAGGUUCUUCUGGCGCGCAUACUAUCACACCAACCCCCGUCGCCUCCAUCCCCCGUCGCAAUCGCUGUCUCUGCCAGCCGUUGCCUUCUAUCAUUCCUGAUUUCGCCUAAACGGCCAGCGCGCAGCAUCCGCAAAACGACACACAUUCACACACACACUGAGUGGCACUGACGAGUGAGUGAGUUCCUUCUUCCGCAAAGUGGGCAAGUGACAGGGUCAAGGGAAACGGGCCCAUCUGAGUGGGCGGCCCAGGGCGCAAGUCGUUUUCUUGCGUCACCCUCCCACUCGUGAUCAGACCUUAGAUUAUGACCAACUGCACUUUGCCUUGCCCGUACAUCCUUUUCGCCUUGCCUUGACUACUUACUUACUUGCACACUUGCACUCGCUAGUUUGUUUUUCGCCGACCCUCUGGUUUUUUUUUUUUUUUUUUAAUUUUUCUUUUGCAUCUUGUUCCCCAUCUCCCGAACCGAACCUCUCGGCAUAGAAGACGGCGACGACUACAAACUGAAAAUCAAGAGUCACUCUGGUGGAUCGAAAUCAAUCUGGCUGACCCACGGGAACUCGCGCCAGUCAUGGACCUCAAUGGGGUCAAGAGGAGGGACACCACCAAGGGCCCUCCCCUCCGCAUUCUGUCGUUAGAUGGCGGAGGAGUUCGCGGUUACUCCAUGUUCAUCAUUCUCCAAGAACUCAUGCACCGCACCUUUGUCGAAAUCGAGGGUAGGGCUCCGCGCCGAAACGAAAUCCCCAGGCCAUGCGACCAUUUCGAUCUCAUUGUCGGAACCGGUACCGGCGGCCUCAUCGCCUUAAUGCUCGGUAGAUUGCGCUUGGACUUGGAACAGUGCAAAGAGCUAUACGUGAGAAUGACGCGCAUGGUUUUCGAAACAGACAAGACCAUCGCCGGCAUCCCCUAUCGGUCAACCCUAUUCAAAGCCUCCAAGCUCGAGGAGGCCAUCAAAGAGGCCGUCAGAGAACAUACCGUUUAUCAAAAGGAGGGCAAUGAUGGCACCGAGAACGACAUGAUGAGCCCCCUUAGCGGCUACAACAACUCAAACCCAAGAAGACAUGCCAGCAAUGCCAGCACCGUCAGCUUUAGCGCGCGCAGUCCUCAAGCACAGAUGACACGACCUGCCUUUAACUCGCGAUACGGCGACCCGAAUGCGAGACUCUAUGAUGCUCGGGAGACUCGGACCAAAACCGCCGUCUUAGCUAUGUACAGGGGCUCCCGCAAGGGCACUCCUGCCGCUAUUCUGCGAUCCUACGACUCGAGAAGGGAACCCCCGCCAGAGUUCGACUGCAAGAUCUGGCAAGCUGGCCGGGCGACAUGUGCGAUUGGUCUCGCCUUCAAACCCAUUCAGAUUGGACAGUCUGUCUUCCACGAUGACGGCGGUGGCACCUUUAACCCUGCACCCGAAGCCCUGGACGAGGCUGUGGUGAACGAAUGGCCCGGCCGUGAAGUUGGCGUGUUUCUCAGCGUUGGUACGGGUCGACGACCAAGGGGAAGCGACGCGAACUCGCAUAUGUGGUAUGAGGGCUUUUUGGGAGAGUUUGCCGAGGCCCGCCGGAAGCUCAUCUCCAAGAUUGAGGGCUGUGAGGUGAUUCACGAGCAGAUGAAGAGGGAACAUCUCCUCAAACGGAACGUCAACGUCGAGAACUACUAUCGCCUUAACGUGGAGGUUGGCGUCGGCGAGUUUGGUAUGAACGAGUGGCAUCGUCUAGCCGAGAUUAGCACGAGCACGCGGCAAUAUCUAAGGCGGGAAGUCGAGCAAAGGAUGAUCCAGGGGGCUUCCGCAAAGAUGGCCAAGAUCCACAAAGCGAACAUCAGGUUUUCCCGCAUGCCAGAUGUUCCCGAACUUGUCAAGUCCAACUCGGAGACUGUCGAGCCUCUGUCGUUUGCUGUGGAGUUGCCAGGCGACACGCCCACGUCAUGGCCGCCGCACAACACACCGCCGAGCCGCCAGUCUUACGAAUCCGGUACGGAACAUCUGCAUAUACCUUCGCCGAUGAGCCCCUCGCCUAGGAGCUCUGGCGAGCGACUUCAACCAUCGCCAGCAUCGAGACUUGAGCAACGCCCGCCACCUCUGCCUAAAGAUGAUGAGAUUGACCGACUGGUCGUCACUGCACCGACGCCUUCUCAGUACCGCUACGCAGCCGGUACUGAUAAGAUUGCGAUUAUGAGCCCCGAUGAGCACCCGCGGUGGCAGAAUCAACAAUACAGCAACGGUUCUACACAGCAGUCGCAACAACCGCAGCGAAUCCCACCGCCGCUGCCCCCCAAGACGCCUUUGCCCGAACACCAGGCAGCUGGCGGUCGUCGCCCCAUCGGCUCAUCGCCCUUGCCUUACCCUGUGGACGACGAGCCUCCACCAGUGAACAUGGCUAGGAAACCGGAAUAUCGUGGGAGGUGAUCAGAUUCGAAUGGGCUUCUAUACUCGGUGUCCACGCAACCAGCCAAGCCGACGCUAAAGUUUGCUUCAUGAUGGGCGGGGGAUCUCGCGAGUCUGAAGACUUGACGAGGCUUCGUCAUUGGACAGCGACAUGACGACAGGAGUUUCUAUUGGGAGGUGUUCUCGGGUUGAAUUUCCACAAAGAUACCAUUCUUGGCACAUUUGUUUCAUAUGGAGAUGUGCCGUGGCAGACUUCAUUGCUGCCUUAAUGAGAUAAUGACAUUUUGCUGCGUCUUGGUAUGAC
This is a messenger RNA of Colletotrichum destructivum, 3065 nucleotides long. RefSeq names its product Putative patatin-like phospholipase domain, Acyl transferase/acyl hydrolase/lysophospholipase. Lineage: Eukaryota; Fungi; Ascomycota; Sordariomycetes; Glomerellales; Glomerellaceae. Gene Ontology annotation, cellular component: membrane. Gene Ontology annotation, biological process: arachidonate metabolic process. The transcript is spliced from 3 exons. The coding region runs from base 950 to 2782 and encodes 610 amino acids. The record is from RefSeq and is a predicted model, not a curated record.